GUGUAAACAACAAAGAUGGCGGCCGCUGGUGGCUUCAAAAGAAGACCAAUAUCUGUUUAGCAUUUCAUGAAGGAUGACACUCGCCCAACAGUAGUGCAAACAUCUAUAACAAAGUAAGUGAACCUCUUGCAUUUUAAGUUGCACUGGGCUUGUUUUUGUGGCCCUUCGUUCUGAGGAAUUCUUCUAUCAGUAUUUUUCAGAUUUUUGCCUUUUCAUUUAAGCUCUUACAUAUGGCAUACAGUCAAACCUGUACUGAGCGGUCACCCUCUAUUAAGCGAUCACUUACCAAAGUCCUGGAAUUCAUUUACCUUCCAUACCGUAAAACAGACGUGAAUUAGGGGUCACUUUUGAACACAGGGCGCCCACACAGUCUGUUUGUGUAGCCGAUUGUUAUUUUAUAGUAAAUGUACCGGAUUUACCGUUUGCCUCACCUAUACCGAUAUAUCGCUAACUAUGUAUAUAAAUCAAUGAUAAAUAAAGGUCGAAUUAUCAACAUUUAUUUUUCAUUGAUUUAUAUGCAAAGUUAGUGAUAUAUCAGUAUAGGUGAGGCAAACGGUAAAUUAAUAAAAUAACAAUCGGCUACUCAAACAGAUUGUGUGGGCUCCCUGUGUUUUGAAGGGGAGGCCUAAGGGAGCUAGGAGGGGGUAAAAACUCUAUGGCUACAAUGGAUGGCGUUGCUCGUGUGGUCUGGAGGGUGUACCAAUGAAGUUCACUCAAAAUGGUUGCCAGUCAUCUUGUCUCACCUUUGACUCACAUUUUAUAUAACUGCAUCAGUGAAGUGUCUCCUCUCCCUUUGGAAACUUGCUUGAAUCACCACAAUGUAAGGAUAUAGAAUGGUCACUCGAGUAACAUGGGUCUUGAAAAUUUUGGCUCAAUCUCAAAAUCUUUGUUGGGUUUCAAAGUCUUGGUGUUGAAUUUUGAAACCAAGCUCUCACAGUCUCACAAAGUCUUGAAUUUACGAUUCUAUACCCCUCAAUGUCAAGGAUUUAAAAUACAAUGAUGAUCUUAGGUCAAUUUUCUUUUUUUUUUGUUCCUGUUCAAGUAAAAGGAAAGGCAAGUGCUUUGUCAGAUAGUGUACUUUAUCAUACAGGAAAGGCCAUACAGUCGAAGCUUUUGUAAGUGACCAACUCAGAAAUUUGGAAAAGAGGUCAUAACUAGCUAUAGAGCUGGUCGCUUAUGAGAAUGGGCUCUUGUUAGUGACCGCAUGGUACAAUAGAGGGCACUAGUCGCUUAUGAGAGCUUCAGAAAAUCAUUAAUAAUUCAUAAAGAAAAAACUUAAUGCUUAGUGUCUUCAUAUCUGAAAACAUAGACACGGCUUAAAUUCAGACCAAAAUAACCUUAAAUCUAAAAACUCAUAGUUUGUGUUUAUCAGCCUGUGUCGAUUUAUAGUGAAACUCUCGCGUGCACAAAUCAAGUGCCAGUGGAACACCAUGGGUAAGUAAAUAUACCCAUCCCAGAAAAUUUGGUAAUCAUGUGACCGUACACUGACUGCCAACCGUCCGUUCUCACCACAGGCUUUCCAGUGUAAAAUAACUGAAUCAACAGGUAUGGGAACCCAAAUGCAACUCGAGAUUAUUUUGGGGAGAAAUCGCAUAGUCACCCGUGACUUGUAAACUAAAGCUCAAUAAAGAUGAAAAUGGAAACUGGAAAUUGUUUCUGUAGCUUGUCGUGUCCACAAAUUUGGAAUAUAGAGCAAGAGAAAGACAGAGCUAGAGAAAAAGAGAAAGUAGGCAGCAGGCCAGUGAAGCUCAACGAGAAAAAGGGCUACAGAGAUCUAGAGUGAGAGAUAAAAAAACAAAGGAGGCAUUUUUUUGUCUGAAGGACAACAUGAAAGUUACGUAGUGGCGGUGACAAAAUGAGAAAUACUAGUGGCCACCAAUGCAAGGUGAAUAUGAGUGGCAGUGAAAAAAAAGUGAAUGAGAACACAUACGACAUUUCCUCCAAACAACUUGAAACGUCUAAGAAGUUUCUGGAAGUUUCCUGUUGUAGUCAUGCAAAACAACAGCAAAGAAAUGUACAAAAAAAGUGGGCUGCAUGUGCAAAGUUGCUUUUUUGCUAAUUAGAACUAUUGUUGUUUUUCACCUUUCUUGGGCAUUGCCUUCGCCACUUAGCUUAAAACGAUUUUACACUUUGUUUGAACAAACUUUCAAUAUCAUCGAGAGCUUCGCUUUUAGCCCUGGCUAAAUCUUUAUAUAAUAUGAAUAAGACUCUGAGUGGUCACUUAUGAGAGCUUAAAACAAAGGACAAGUCCAGGGUUUUGAAAAUUAUACAUAUCCCCCUGCUCCUGCUUUUAAAGAUUGAUUGUAUCAAUAACAGUGCCAUUUUUGAAUUCUGGACUUCAAAAUGACAAAAAUUCAAAAAUUAAGGAGUUAUAAAUGGACCAGAGGGGUAUUUUGCAGAAUGCCAAAUAAUCCUGGACACUGAAUGGCUGCUGAACAAUGAAUGACACUGAAAUUUAGCUCUUAGGAUUAAGAAACUGAUAGACAACGAGUAGUCCCCCAUUUUUCCUCAGGGAUAGUAGAGCAAGCGAAACGCGAGCACGCAUGAAAAUCACCCCACACAAGAAAAGUUGACAUGCGGCGUGUCGCCUUUUCUCGCGUGGGGUGAUUUUCACGUGCGCUCGCGUUUCGCUCGCUCUACUAUCCCUGAGGAAAAAUAGGGGACUACUCGUAGUCUAAGAAACUGAAAGAAUUUAGUUCCAGUUCAGUUCUGAAUUAUGACCCUUACUGGAACUUAAUUUUCUCAAUUUUCUAAGUAAACCCAAAUCAUUAUAAACUUCAGGGUCCCUUAGCAUUCAGCAGCCAUUCAACAUUCUUAGAACUGCCCCUGCUUGGUAUGUGUAUACUUGCAAAGACUCAAUCACAGUUCAAGAGAAACCACUUAGUUUCAGUAAUACCUGAUAUUGCCUUCACAGACUCAACUUGCCUUCCCUGUGGAAUUACUUUCCCAGGAACAUGGCAGCACCUCCCAGACACAGCAAAGAAUAUGGUCGCCCUGUGGCAGGUUCUAAAACUGAAGCUCGUGGAAAAUAUGCUGGUUCCCACAUAAGUCAAGAAGUUAAAGCACUGUGCAACAUCAUCUUACAAAUGGGAGAAGAACAGCCAGAUGGAACAGUCACAGUUACAUUUGGGCGAUUAUUUGAAAGAUACACAAGAAUUUCCAACAAAGUUGUUGGUAUGUUGCUUAGAGCUCGGAAGCAAAAUUUAGUUGACUUUGAGGGUGAAAUGUUAUUUCAAAGACGAGAUGACAAUGUUGUCAUUACUUUGCUGCGCAUGCCUGAAGAUGUCCAGAAUGAUUCUGAUGAAUACUGGAAUAUUUCUGCCAAAUAAUUUAUUUUAAUGCCAGAUGAUAUAUAAUAUAAAUUAUUUUAUAACUUGUAGAUGAAAGUAUUUUUAAAAUCUAUUUUAUAGUUUAAUUUGUGGAAAGCAUGUCAAGAGGAUGUCCAAUAAUCUAUCCUAUCAUGGUACUUCAAAUCAUAAAAUCUCAAACCUUUUACAGGGGAG
Molecule: messenger RNA, 3503 nt
Organism: Porites lobata
Lineage: Eukaryota; Metazoa; Cnidaria; Anthozoa; Scleractinia; Poritidae
Source: the annotation of a GenBank genome assembly